Molecule: messenger RNA, 1187 nt
Organism: Elaeis guineensis (African oil palm)
Lineage: Eukaryota; Viridiplantae; Streptophyta; Magnoliopsida; Arecales; Arecaceae
Product: probable WRKY transcription factor 49
Biological process (GO): regulation of DNA-templated transcription
Molecular function (GO): DNA-binding transcription factor activity; sequence-specific DNA binding
Source: RefSeq, a predicted model, not a curated record
GCUCCACGGCUUCCUUCUUACACGAGCUCUGCCCUCCUCUGGCUUCCUUCUCCUCCCCAAAGCAAACCAUUUUUCAUCAAUUUUCAUGGAAAAAGUGUUUGAAUCAGAGGGCACUUGGUCUGAUGGGUCGAUGAGAGAACUCAUCCAUGGGGUCCUUCACGAGGAGUCCCCUCAUCUCUUCGUCCCACCUGAGGCCAAGGAAGCCAAACACGUUGCUUGCCAAAAGUCCGUAAUCGACAAGCUCAUCUCAUCAGUCUACUCUGGCCCAACGAUAGGAGACAUCGAGAGUGCAUUGUCCAUGAGCUAUCAACACGGCCCCUGUGGUUCUCAAGUCCUGUUUUCAUUUCCAGAGAUAGGAUCAGGUAAAAUGAAGAAAAAAUAUACGCUAAGGAUCAAGAGCCGUGGGAAUGAACUCAACGAUGAUGGUUUUAGGUGGAGGAAGUACGGUCAGAAAUCUAUCAAGAACAACCCAAACCCAAGGAGUUACUACAGGUGCACAGACCCACGUUGCAAUGCUAAGAAGCAAGUAGAGAGAUCCACGGAAGAUCCAGAGAUGCUGAUCAUCACCUAUGAAGGCCUCCACCUCCACUAUGCCUACUCCAAUUUCUUCUUGUCCCGGUCUAAGGGGAACUCUGCCACAAGUCUUCAUGUGCCAAAGAAGCCCAAGGUCCAGCCCAAGAGCCCGGAUGCGAGACCCCCAGAGCCGGAAGCGUCAACGACACAGCAGCAGCAGCAGCAGCAGCUUGUGAUUGCUUGUGAGAAGAGCCCUCAACUAAGGCUCCUUGUGGAUGCUCUACCGAAUCCUGUAGUCGGGGAACAGAGCAUACAGCGCGAGCUCCUGCAAGACAAUGUGCAGUGCCCCCAAGGCCUGCUGGAAGAUAUUGUACCCUUGCUGGUGAGGAAGCCAUGCGACUCUACCACCUCUAUAUAUGAUCCUCCCUCUUCCUCUCAGGCAACUUCUCCUUCCAACUCUUCAUCCCAUUCUUAGCCUCCCAUUUCAGUUCAUCACGAUCCAGUGCAUGCCUUCUAACAUAACUUUAGGUGACAAAAUGAUGGAACGGUAAUUGUUCUAUAGUUUCAUACUUCCUUUGGGUACUCCAUGGCACUUGUGGGUCCCAGUUCUAGCUUCUCUUUCACACAGUGUAACACUUAAAUGAAAGAAAAAUGAGAGGUAGGGUGGUCAUGAA